Molecule: messenger RNA, 2144 nt
Organism: Ilex paraguariensis (yerba mate)
Lineage: Eukaryota; Viridiplantae; Streptophyta; Magnoliopsida; Aquifoliales; Aquifoliaceae
Source: the annotation of a GenBank genome assembly
GAAACACUGUAGACAGAGCAAGAUCUGAGCUGAGACUCUCAACUGAAGAAGAAGGCGAUCUGUGUAUAAGCACUCGCAAAGAGACCGAUUCAACUCUCUCUCUCUCUAGAGCUGUAGCUUAAAAAGUUUUUUAUUGAUUCACUUUUCAGAUUUGAGCUCUGUGAUACUCUCAGAAUACUGCACGGGAGUAGAUUUGAGCUUUAAGAGCGAUUAAUUUGGAAUGCUGAAGUGUAUUUCUUUUAAUGAAGCUGAAUUUCAUGGUGAAUUUAUUAGUGGCAAAGCUAAAAUCCCUAUGCUUUUCUGGGUUUCCGCAUAAACCCCUAAAAGAUUGAUUGAACCUCAUUGGAAGGAGAUAGAAUAUUCGAUUAACUUCUUCGGUGCAUGCGCCUUGGAGAAAGAAUUUCAAUAGAAGAAUGGGAAAACUAUAUCUUAGUUGAAGUUUUAGGAAGAAAAAGAACAAAUCAAUGGAAGAUUGGUCUAAAUAUGCCCAUAGUCCUGCUCACUUGGCAGUUGCACGCCGUGACUACGCUGCCCUCAAACGGAUUAUAUCUGCCCUCCCCCGGCUGGCCAAGGCUGGUGAGGUCAAUACAGAGGAGGAGUCUGUCGCCACUGAGCUCCAGGCUGAUGCUGUGUCAGGAGUAAUUGAUCGGCGGGAUGUUCCUGGCCGGGAAACCCCUCUGCACCUUGCAGUGCGCCUCAGGGAUCCAAUCUCUGCCGAGAUUUUGAUGGCGGCAGGGGCGGAUUGGAGUCUUCAGAAUGAGCAUGGAUGGAGUGCUCUCCAAGAGGCAGUUUGUACUCGAGAAGAAAAUAUUGCUAUGAUCAUUGCCCGGCACUACCAGCCCCUUGCUUGGGCUAAAUGGUGCCGUCGGCUUCCUCGAAUUGUUGCCUCUGCUGCUCGAAUUCGUGAUUUUUACAUGGAGAUAACUUUUCAUUUUGAGAGCUCAGUGAUUCCAUUUAUUGGUCGGAUUGCCCCUUCGGAUACAUACAGGAUUUGGAAACGUGGGUCCAAUCUCCGUGCUGAUAUGACCCUUGCAGGUUUUGAUGGGUUCCGCAUUCAGCGAUCAGAUCAAACUUUUCUCUUUCUUGGAGAGGGAUACACAUCGGAAGAUGGGAAUAUAUCUUUACCUCCUGGUGCUUUGAUUGUGCUUUCUCAUAAGGAGAAAGAGAUCACUAAUGCUUUGGAGGGAGCUGGUGCUCAACCAUCAGAAGCCGAAGUGGCCCAUGAAGUGGCUAUGAUGUCUCAAACUAAUAUGUAUAGGCCGGGAAUCGAUGUGACUGAGGCUGAGCUUCUUCCCCAUUUAAAUUGGAGGCGGCAGGAGAGGACUGAGAUGGUUGGACCCUGGAAGGCCAAGGUUUAUGAUAUGCUUCAUGUUAUGGUGAGUGUGAAGUCAAGGCGGGUUCCUGGUGCUAUGACUGAUGAAGAGCUUUUUUCAGUGAAUGAUGAUGAAAGGAUUGUUAAUGGGGGUGAACAGGAUGAGUAUGAUGAUGUAUUAACAUCGGAGGAGAGAAUGCAGUUAGAUUCUGCGUUUCGCAUGGGGAAUUCAGAUGGCCAUUGUGAGGAUGAGGAACCUGAGGUUCAGGAUUCCCAUGAAAAUGGUGAUGGGGCUUCAUUUGAAAGCUGUGAAUCUAAUGGUGUUAUGAAGGAGAAGAAGAGUUGGUUUGGUUGGAAUAAGAAAGGUUCAAAGAAAGAAGGUGAUGAUCCUGAGGAUUCAAAGAUUCUUAAGAAAUUCUCAAAGUUGGCUCCUGAGGGGAGCAACCAGAGACACAAUGAUAGUCAAAGAUCCUCAUCCGAAUUUCCCAGGGAGGAUAUGGGGGAUCUUAAAAAGUGCAAAGAUAAAAGCAGCAAGAAGAAAAAGAAAAAAGGGGCCAUAAGUGAGUCUAAGCAUGAAAGUGAGUAUAAAAAAGGCUUAAGACCUGUUUUGUGGUUGACACCAGAUUUUCCUUUGAAAACGGAAGAACUCUUGCCUUUACUUGACAUUUUAGCCAACAAGGUAAAAGCUAUUAGGAGACUGAGGGAGCUCUUAACUACUAAGCUACCUCCUGGCACAUUUCCUGCCAAGGUAUUCUUUUAUAUGUUUUUGACUUUCAAUUUUGAUUGUUUGAAAUUUGAUGCCUUUCCUCCUCCCCUCCCCCCUCCUUUAUAG